This is a messenger RNA of Pipistrellus kuhlii (Kuhl's pipistrelle), 6437 nucleotides long. It is a transcript of the gene AFF2, whose product is annotated as AF4/FMR2 family member 2. The record is from RefSeq and is a predicted model, not a curated record. Gene Ontology annotation, biological process: regulation of RNA splicing. The transcript has 20 exons. Gene Ontology annotation, molecular function: G-quadruplex RNA binding. The annotation marks the transcript as partial. Gene Ontology annotation, cellular component: nucleus; nuclear speck. Lineage: Eukaryota; Metazoa; Chordata; Mammalia; Chiroptera; Vespertilionidae.
UUUAGUCACUAUGAACAAGACCGUAGUGCACUUAAAAAAAGGGAAUGGGAACGGAGGAAUCAAGAAGUCCAGCAAGAAGACGAUCUCUUUUCUUCAGGCUUUGAUCUUUUUGGGGAGCCCUACAAGACAAACAAAGGGGAUGCACUUGCCAACAGAGUCCAGAACACGCUGGGGAACUAUGAUGAAAUGAAGGAUUUGCUAACUAGCCAUUCUAAUCAGAAUCAUCUAGUGGGAAUCCCAAAGAAUUCUGUGUCCCAGACUCCCAUCAACAAAAAUGAACCAAGCUUUUUCUCAGAACAAAAGAACCGAAUGAUCCCACCUUACCAGGAUAACACUCACCUCUCUGGACCAAUGCCUCCACCUUCUGUUGUGAUACUGAAUUCAACUCUAAUACACAGCAACACGAAAUCAAAACCUGACUGGCCACGAGAUAGUCAUAACACUAGCAUUGUACCAGCUAGCCAGACCAGUAGUCAGCCAAACAAGAUGCAGCCAUCAACACAGGAUCAGCCCCAACCUAGACUGGAAGACUACUUUGUUUACCUGGCUGAACCACCUCAAGUUGGAGCACUUGAAGAAUCAAACCCAUCAUCAAAAGAAGGCAGUUAUCUCAAGUCCAGUGGAGGUGAUUCAUUUAAAGAAAUAUUUCAAUCUAAUUCACCAGGAGCAUCUGAAUUUACAGUGCAAGUGCCUGGGUCUCCCCUACUCGCCUCCUCUUUAUUGGCUCCUAGCAGUGGCCUUUCAGUUCAAAACUUCCCACCAGGGCUUUACAGCAAAACAAGCAUGGGGCAGCAAAAACCAACUGCAUAUGUGAGACCUAUGGAUGGCCAGGACCAGAUACAAGACAUAUCUCCAACACUGAAACCUUCUAUUGAAUUUGAGAACAGUUUUGGGAAUCUGUCAUUUGGAUCCCUCUUGGAUGGAAAACCAAGUACGACCAGUUCAAAGACUAAACUGCCCAAGUUCACAAUUCUCCAAACUAGUGAAGUAAACCUUCCCAGUGAUCCAAGCUGUGUUGAAGAAAUCUUGAGGGAGAUGACACUUCCCUUGUCUAUUCUUCUCACUUCCAUGCAUACCCCUGAAAACUCUGAGCAGAACACAUUUUCCAUUCUAGGGCAGGAAUCUCAACAUCUGACUCCUCCAGGAUUUACCUUACAAAAGUGGAACGACCCAACCAGCAGAGCUUCUACAAAGAUGCUUGAGGACGACCUGAAGCUGAGCAGUGAUGAAGAUGACCUUGAGCCUGUGAAGACCUUGACUACUCAGUGCACUUCCACUGAGCUCUACCAGGCUGUUGAAAAGGCAAAACCUAAGAAUAAUCCUGUGAACUCAACCUUGGCCAACCCUCAGCCCCCACCUGCAGUGCAAGCCAGUGGGGGAUCUGGCAGCUCCAGUGACUCAGAGAGCAGCUCAGAGUCAGAUUCAGACACUGAAAGCAGCACCACGGACAGUGAAUCCAGUGAUUUGCCUCCUGUGGCAACACCAGAGCCUGAGCCACCCUCAACCAACAAGUGGCAGUUGGAUAAGUGGCUUAACAAAGUGACAUCCCAGAACAAAUCAUUUAUUUGUGGCCAAAAUGAGACACCCAUGGAAACAAUUUCUGUGCCUCCUCCAACCAUCCAACCAAUGGAAGUCCAGGUCAAAGUGAAAACAACCCCCAACCAGAUCCUGGCAGAACCCAAAGAGAGGCCUCUCCUCAGUCUCAUCAGGGAGAAAGCUCGUCCACGGCCUUUCCAGAAAACUCUAGAAACAAAGGCUUUGAAGCAUAAGUUGUCAGAAACUAUUGAGACAUCUUCUCAAAGGACAAUUGGGAAAAAACAGCCCAAAAAGUUUGAGAAGAACACUGGCAUUGAUGAGUUGACCUGGCCCAAACCAAAUAUUACUAGCAGCACUCCCAAAGAAAAAGGAAAUGUGGAGCUUCCUGACCCACCAAGAAGCCGCAACAAAGCCACUGUCAACAAACCAAUCCCUAGGAAAGAACCAAGGCUUAACAUCCCAUUGGCCUCAGAGAAGAAGAAAUAUAGAGGGGCUGGGAAAAUCGUACCAAAGUCCCGGGAAUUCAUUGAAACAGAUUCGUCUACGUCUGAUUCCAGCACAGAUCAGGAAGAAACCAUACAGAUCAAAGUCCUGCCUCCUUGCACUGCUACUGGGGGCAAUUUUGUCAAAUCCAAGGAAACCUGUGGUGGUAACCUGAUCCUCAGCACCCUAAACAGCAGCAACAAUAACAAUUUAUCCAUCAAUAAUGAGGAGCCAACUUUUUCAUCCAUCCCUGUAAUGCAAACUGAGGUUCUAUCUCCACUAAGAGAGCAGGAAAAGCCAAAAAAUCUCUGGGUAAAGAUUGACCUUGACUUACUAUCUAGAGUGCCUGGCCACAACUCACUCCAAGCAGCACCAGCCAAGCCUGACUACAAAGAGGCUUCCUCAAAACCCAGGCGUCAGAUUGCAACCGCAGCUGUGGAAAAACCCACACUUAAGGGCAAGAGGAAGCACAAGCCAACAGAAGUUGCAGAAAAAAUCCCAGAGAAGAAGCAACGCCUGGAAGAGGACACCACUAUCUGCCUGCUACCCCCUUGCAUCUCACCAGCCCCAACCCACAAGCCUUCUUACACUAAAGAAAAUAAGUCAUCCAGGAGAGCAAAUAGAAGAAAAGAAGAAAGGCUGUUCCCUCCUUCACUAUCUCCACCACCAGAGGAUCUUCCACGCCGCAGAAACAUCAGUGGCAAUAAUGGUUUCUUGAGUCAAGACAAAAACAUCCCGAUGAUUGGACAGUACACCUCUGCCAAAGCUAAGAGGAGUGAAGGCAAAUUCUGUGCUACUUUCAAGGGGAUAUCUGUAAAUGAGGGAGACACUCCAAAAAAGGCAACCUCUGCAACCGUUACUGUCACCAACUCUGCUAUUGCCACUGCCACUAUUACCACCCCCGUCAUAGCCACUGCCACUGCUACUGCUACAGCUACUACCACAAGCACUACCACUACCACUACCAUUUCCACCACCACCUCUACCAUCACUACUGGCCUAUUGGGUAGCAGUCACCUGGAGAUGACAUCGUGGGCAGUCCUGCCCCUUCUUUCCACCAGCACCACCAGUGUCCGGAGACCCAAACUCACUUUUGAUGACUCGAUUCACAAUGCUGAUUAUUACAUGCAAGAUGCUAAGAAGCUGAAGCACAAAGCUGAUGCACUGUUCGAGAAAUUUGGCAAAGCUGUGAAUUAUGCUGAUGCAGCCCUGUCUUUCACUGAAUGUGGCAAUGCCAUGGAGCGUGACCCCCUCGAAGCAAAGUCUCCGUAUACCAUGUACUCCGAGACUGUGGAGCUUCUCAGGUAUGCAAUGAGGCUGAAGAACUUUGCAGGCCCCUUGGCUUCAGACGGGGACAAAAAACUGGCAGUAUUAUGCUACAGAUGUUUAUCACUUCUCUACUUACGGAUGUUUAAACUGAAGAAGGACCAUGCUAUGAAGUACUCUAGAUCCUUGAUGGAAUAUUUUAAACAAAAUGCUUCAAAAGUCACUCAGAUACCAUCUUCAUGGGUAGGCAAUGGAAAGAACAAUUCAUCUCCAAUGUGUCUCAACAAUGCCUCUCCCAUCGAUGCAACGGGGAAUUAUAACAAUGGCCCAGUCACCAUUCCCCAGCGCAUUCACCAUAUGGCUGCCAGCCAUGUCAACAUCACUAGCAAUGUGUUACGGGGCUAUGAACACUGGGACAUGGCCGACAAACUGACAAGAGAGAAUAAAGAAUUCUUUGGAGAUCUGGAUACAUUGAUGGGGCCUCUGACCCAGCACAGCAGCAUGACCAAUCUUGUCCGCUACGUUCGCCAGGGACUGUGUUGGCUACGCAUUGAUGCCCAUUUGUUGUAGUGGGUGCUCCCCAAUCUCCAGAAUUACCAUCCAUCACUCUACCUCUACCAGAGUAUUAAUGAUUACUGGUGGAACUCCACUCAUUUGGAAAGUUCUCUUUAUGUUUGUUUUUGUGCUUUUCUUGAAUUCUGUGAAAAACAGAAAUUAUUGUAAGUGGACACUACAACUUGAGAACAGUGUAUGUUUUAUUACUUAGUCUUUUUUUGUUUUUGUUUUUUUUAGUAUUUUGUAUGCAUUUAGUAGAUCCUACCAUCCUUUUGUGCUGGAUGAAAUUACACAAUCCACACAACCCAAAACAAGGGAUGAAAAAUACUUGCUAUAAUAAGAGGUCCCUGAGAAAUGAAAUCAUAUAUACAUAUAUAAAUUUAAACACAAAGGAUUAGCAAGUAUUCAAGUUUUUGGCAAUAGGCAUUUUCUAAACUACAAUAUAUUCUUAUGUCCAGAAAAUAAUGUAUUUUAAAAUCCAUUGUUAAACGUUUGUGGUUCCUAUAAACUUGAUCUUCAGGUGAGAGUUUUCAUUGUCAAAAUCCACUACUUAAAUGUAGCAAUAUCACGAAAUCAAUCAUUAAGAAAAUAAAUUAUCAUAGCAAUGUCACUCUUAAAACAAUAUUGUGUCAAACACCAGAAGACAAUUUUUGUUAGCAUCUCACUCCCUGAUUCCCUAAUUUAAAAUUUUUAAUAAUCAGCAGUGGCAACAUUUGUUUGGACAACUUUAAAGCAUCAGCUAGCAUAAAUCUUUUUGAACUCCAUGAUUUGAAAUGUAAAUAUUCACCUUGAAUUCUCUUUGUGUAAAGCUCUUCUUUUGGGGGUUAGUUUCGUGCACUCCCUAGUAGCCAAAAUGCUAGUAGGUAGGUCCAAAAUUGUCAGGAUUUUUUUUUUUUUAUUGCAUUGUGCUCAAAUCUCUAGAAGCAAAUGUCAAGUUGUCACUACCUAGAAAUAAUAAUAUACAUUUUGCUUUCUAGUGGCUUUAAAAUAUGGACUUUGCCAAUUACUAUCCCAAUCUCUACAUAUAGGAUAUCUUUUCUUCUUUUUCUUUUUUCUAUUCUAUUUCUUUUUUUUCCUUUUUGGGAAGCUCAUUAGAUUUUAACUGAAAUAUAAUCACUGAUUUUAUUAAAGUCUCUAUGAAUAUGAACCAUUUCCAUUUAAAUUCCAAAGAUAGGUCCACAUUUUCUAAGUAGUAGAACUCACCUUUUCACAAAACAAAACAAAACAAAACAAAAAAUAGUCUUGAGGCAAUGUUUUAAUCUAGGAUUUAAAAAAAAAAUCCUGAAGAUUAGAAGAUUAGGAACAGUUUACCCAAUUGGAACAUUUCUAGAUCAGUUACAAUUAUCUCCACCCCUUAUAACCCUGUACAUCCAUUUUAUGGCCCUAAACAUUACAAUGUAAAUAUCAUCUUUGGUAUUUCAGCUCACCAGAAGAAUUCCCCACAUGUGCAAGUUGCUAUCUAUGCAUUAGUUCUGUAUAAUUACCUGUUGGUAUAUAAUUCCUCGUAGCCAUUAAUUUGCUGAGUUAUUGAAUUCUGUUCACUGUUAAUGACAAGUUAAGUAAUAGAUAUACCCACAUGAAAUAUGAAAACUUAUACGACUUUUAAACCAACUCAUGCAAGUUUGUGAUUAGAACAGCAAAGGAUCACUCUGCACUCUUAUUGUCAAGGUUAGAUAUCACCACAGUUGCAACAGAACCAGACCUAAGCUCUUCUCUGGUCAUCAUUGAGUUUAAGGUCCUUUGUUGUAUAAUAAGGUUGUAACAAUUUACUCCAAUGGCUGAGGCCACAUUGUUAAAAUGACUGCUGGGAAUGUCCCAGUAGCUGAACUCAGCACUUUUUAUGCUCCCAGUGUGGUUGAGCUUUAUGUUCACAGUCUCAGCAACAAUACUACCACAUGCAGACACACAGAGAUAAAUGAAACAUCAGAGAAUCUUUUCUGAGUUUCUUAAAUUAGGAAAAUAAUAAUAUGAAAGACUCCAAUCACCCAAGGUGAGUGUCAUAUAUACAAAUUAGGCUGAUGGCUUUGCAUUGAUCCAAGUUAUCUGCAUUUAAUGGCUAGAGGGUAUGACUAUUAUUAUACAGAGUGGGGCAAAAUUAGGUUUACAGUUGUUCAUAUGGAAAAUAAUACAAUAAUUAAUAAAUAAUGAUACAAGAAUAAACUCUAAAUUUUAUGUACUCAUGACUUUAACCUUACUUUUGCCUCACCCUAUGAAUGAAGCCCAUUGGCUUGCCUUACAAGUUCAACCCACAUCACAUUCUGAGACGAUCAUGGAUUUAGGAACAGAUUCUACUAGAAAUUAAACCACCAGAAACUAGAUAUUAGAAUGCAAGGGGCAAUUUCCCAGGUAAGCAAGCAUAUUGUCUCAUGUAAGUGAAACUUGUAGCUCUAGUUUCAAUAAGUUGCUAUGUCUACUUUACAUACCACAGGGAGGUAGCAGAGAAUCCUGCUCCCUGAUGUCAUCUCUGGUGGCUGAAGGUAGCAUGUGCCAAGUCAGCAGCACAAUGAUCAAAUCUGACAGUUGAGCUCAGGAUCACCAGGAGAUUAUUUCAUAUACCCAUUUGUAAAGCAACUUAGAAACCAAUUAGGCAUGGAGAU